This is a messenger RNA of Lucilia cuprina (Australian sheep blowfly), 705 nucleotides long. RefSeq lists its product as uncharacterized. The transcript has 2 exons. NCBI's taxonomy places the organism in Eukaryota, Metazoa, Arthropoda, Insecta, Diptera, Calliphoridae. The coding region runs from base 1 to 705 and encodes 234 amino acids. The record is from RefSeq and is a predicted model, not a curated record.
AUGUUUGUACACUCUCCCAAUUCAACACGUCCAAAUUGUACGUCACAACCCAAUUUAACAGAUAAUUCUGACAACAUCAAUACUGAAACUGGAACAUUGACUGAAUUAGAUAAUCGUUCAACUCCUACUUGUCCUCAGUCUAAUAUUGAAAUUUGUUCUACCACUAUUAAACUUCCCCAAUUUUGGACAAAUUGUCCGGAAGCGUGGUUUAUCCAUGCUGAAAUGCAAUUUGCAAAUAGGAAAGUAACACAGGACAUUACUAAAUAUGAGUAUGUUGUUACUGCUUUACCUCAAGAUGUAAUAGUAACUGUACUUGACAUUAUACAGAAACCUCCUUCAAGUAAUCGUUACGAUCAUUUAAAGAAAAUCCUUAUUGAAAGGCAUUCUAUGAGUGAAAAUGAAAAUCAAAAACCAUCUGAAUUUUAUAGGUCAUUAGCUUUACUUGGGAAUUCAAAGUUUAGUCCCGACGUGUUAAGAAAAAUAUGGUUAAGAAAAUUACCAAAUAACAAAAAUGUUGUCUUGACUGGUUCCAAUUUAACAGAUAUCAACGAAUUAACACGCUUAGCUGAUAACAUAUGGGAAGUGCUACAGGGUAAUAAGAUAGCAAGUAUUAGAGACACUACUCCAAUACAUUCUGCAAAUUCGUAUAGUCUAGAAAAGGUUGUUGAAAAUCUAGUACAAGCUACUACCAAUAUUUCUAAAUAA